Messenger RNA from Alternaria hordeiaustralica, 2055 nucleotides. RefSeq lists its product as uncharacterized. The transcript is spliced from 4 exons. Bases 1 to 2055 code for a protein of 684 amino acids. Lineage: Eukaryota; Fungi; Ascomycota; Dothideomycetes; Pleosporales; Pleosporaceae. The record is from RefSeq and is a predicted model, not a curated record.
AUGUCGUUCCUCCACAACCUGUUUAGUUCGCCCGCUAAAGCCCCACCCACCAAGAAACGCGAUACACCAAACACGCCUACCGCGCGCUCGGGCGGGAAGAGGAAGAGAGACGCGUAUGAUCCAGAGGAAUACCAGAAUGCUGUUUAUGCUGGUGCGGGGACGGUGGCGGUGAGUGGAGAUGAUGGAUAUGAGAUGGAUAGGAAUGAUCUGGACGAGGUGGAAGCGGCAGCGUGCCAACUUCAAGACGAAGCUGAAUUUGAAGCUGGUGUUGAGAUUGGAGAGGAUGAUGAUGGAGAUGACGAUGCUCGGCCGUAUGCGACUCCCAAAUCCGUGCGCAAACUUUCGCGCGAUUUGUACAACGCGGUUGAAGCGCGUGGGACAGGUAGUAGGACUGGUAGGACAGAGCCACACGACAAAGCAGGGAAGACGCUGGCGAGUACAAGCACCAAAAUAACCAUGACGCCGUCGUCGUCGCCAUCAACAUGCACAGGCAGCGAGACCGAGAACGAAGAAGACGAAGCGAUCGAUGAAAUAGAUUGGUCCAGCAGCGACGACGACCUGCAACUAUCGUUUUCUCCCACCACUUCGUCGGCCGGACCUGUCAUUACUAGUAUGGGCGAGAUCGAAACACCCGCCGACAAAUGGUCCGAGCAACCCAACCUACGCGCCCGCGAACUCCACGCUUCACCCCGCCUCAUCCGCGCAGAACUAGCCUCGGAGCCAGACUACGCCUUCUGCGACGCGGAGAUAAGGGAUGGGCUGUGGGGGCUCAUGAGCGCUGUGGAGGAGUUUGCCGAGAGAUAUUUCGCUUCUGGCGCUGACCCCGCACACACGAUGACGGAUGAGAACGAGGAUAUCACAGUGAAGAAAGAGUGGUUCAAAACCCUAACACCAGAGACGGCGAAACUAAUCAACUGUGUGGCGAGUGGAGGGCCGAGUGGACUAUGGGGGUGGCACGAUCUUUUUGUCAACAAAGAGAAGAUGCAGGCGCUGGUUUGUGCGAUGAUUGGGAAUGUGUUGAGUGAGCAGGUGUUGCAGCAUGCGUUCUUUGGUGGGACGGAGGAGGGUGUUAGAGCUGUGAGCAAGGUGCAGAGGGAGAUGAAGGAUCAGGAUGGUUUCACCCGCAACGCCGCCUACGCAUCCACCAUCCUCGCCCACCUCCCCACACCCACAUCCCUCCCAGCAAACUUCAACGCGCACGUCAACACCAUCAUCGGAGCACUAUGGAUACACCUCUCGCCCCUCCUCUCGCUAGUCCACCCACCUACAUACCCCGCCUCCACCCCACUCCCGAUCCCCGCUCCUUCACUCAAAACCGUCUUCGCUGAUCUCCGACGCCUCACCGUUUCCGCAGGCAUCCUCUCCCUGCACAUGCACCUCGACCCACACACAGCAUACCACCACGUCCCGCUCUUCAAAGAAGAUAACUACGAUUCGUCGAUAAUGGAGUGUUGGAACGAUGAGCCCAUGCGACAACGAAAUAUGCGGAAUAAGUACGAAGACGUAGACGAGGACGAGCAGAAGCGGCGUGAUGCGUUGAGCGAGACUGAGAAGAAGCGUGCGAGGGGUGAUACGGCGUUGACGCAGAUCCUAUGUUUCAACGGGGUGACUGCGUAUCGGAAAGGUGGGUGGGAGGUUGGUUCGUCUACCGCUAACAAUCCCGUCUACGAGAAAGGAGAGUACAAGAAUAUGGGUGUGAGAGUGCGUGUACUCACACAAGGCUUGGUGUAUUGUCGUUGGGGACGGGCGCUCAGUUCGCAAAAGUCUGCUUCGAUGGAUAAUGAAACCGGGGAGAAGAUACAUGGGGAUGCGUGGAGAGAGGGUGGGUUCAUGCAGUUUACGAAUGUGGAGGGCGUGUUUGAUUGGCUGGGCAAGGAGAGGAAGGAGAAGGCGGAAGCUAGGAAGGCUGUUCUGGAGAGGAUGGCUGGGAGGGCGGACGCUGGUGCUGCUGGUGCUGCUGAGAAGACGGUGCUGCAGGCUGAAGGAGCCAAGAAGAAAGGGAAAGGGAGGAGGAAGCCGCGUACGGAGAUUGAGGGCUCCGAUCUGGAUCGUUGA